CAAAAACUUUUGAAAAAAUUUCCAAGGGCAUGAUGGAGAGAGGCCACAAUAGGGACUCUGAGCAGUGCCGCGUGAAGGUCAAGGAGCUCAGACAAGCCUAUCAAAAAACAAAGGAGGCAAACGGUCGCUCCGGGUCAGAGCCGCGGACAUGCCGCUACUACGCCGAGCUGCAUGCAAUUCUAGGGGGGGCUGCCACCACUACCCCACCUUUGUUCGUGGAUUCUGGGUCGGGGAUAGUCUCGACGCCUGAGGAUUCUGCCGAUGGGGUAGAGGAGGAGGAGGAGGAGGAUGAGCUUGCAGAGAGCACACAGCACUCCAUUCUCCCCAACAGCCAGGAUCUUUUUCUCACCCUGACUGAAGUACCCUCCCAAGCCUCCCAAGCCAGUACCCAAGACUCUGACCCCAUGGAAGGGACCUCAGCAGCUGCAAAUUCCUCAAGCCUCCCUCCUCCAUCCCGAAGGUUAUCACAGAUAAGGCGUCGUAAGAAGAAGACGCGGGAGGACAUGUUUUCUGAAAUUAUGCAAUCCAGCAGGAGUGACAGAGCUCAUCUGAAUGAGUGGAAGGAAACAGUUUCAAAGUAUAGGAAAGAAGUCAGUGAACGUGAGGAGAGGAGGGACCAACGUGAGGAGAGGAGGGACCAACGUGAGGAGAGGAGAGACGAUCGAGAUGAGAGAUGGCGGCAGGAAGACCAGAGGAUGAAGGAUGCAACGCUGGGGCUGCUCCGGCGUCUGGUGGAGGUUCAGGAACGGCUGCUGGAAAAUAGACUGCCGCUUCAGCCCCUGUUCCACCCUCCCCCCUCCCCAUGUUCCGUAUCCUCCUCACCCAGACGUGUAAGAACGCGGGGGGGGAGGCUCCGUACACCUUCCCAUUCCACCCCAGUAGACAGCCCAAGCAAAAGGCUGUCAUUUUUUUAACCUUUUCUUUGUGGCUUUUUCCUUCCCAGCAAUCCUCCUCCCAAAUACCACCCGGGUUCCCUCCCUCUUUUUCUAAUCUAUUAAUAAAGAAUAAAUGAUUUUUAAA
Malaclemys terrapin pileata is the source of this 1020-nucleotide messenger RNA. RefSeq names its product SRRM2 protein homolog rsr-2-like. The record is from RefSeq and is a predicted model, not a curated record. The transcript has 2 exons. NCBI's taxonomy places the organism in Eukaryota, Metazoa, Chordata, Testudines, Emydidae. Bases 30 to 914 code for a protein of 294 amino acids.